Molecule: messenger RNA, 357 nt
Organism: Pipistrellus nathusii (Nathusius's pipistrelle)
Lineage: Eukaryota; Metazoa; Chordata; Mammalia; Chiroptera; Vespertilionidae
Source: the annotation of a GenBank genome assembly
AUGCCUAGUGAAGAGGCCCGGAGUGCUUACGGGUACCCCAGGAGAGGGCACGGCCACCCCUACAUCACAGCUAACGAGAUCGUGGGGAUUGGCGUUCUGACGGUGAUCCUGGGACUUGUGCUGUUCCUCGGCUGCUGGUACUGCAGACGGCGAAAUGGAUACGGGAGCCUGAAGGGCAAAAGCUGUUACGUUGGUAUUCAACGUGCCUUUCCAGGAAGAUGUCCACGUGAGGGACUCGGUCACCAGGACAGUAAGCUGCCUUUUCUAGAGAACGAUUACGAACCCGUGGUUCCUAAUGCCCCGCCCGCCUACGAGAAACUCUCCUCUCAGCAGUCCCCACCACCUUACUCUCCCUGA